This is a messenger RNA of Stylophora pistillata, 608 nucleotides long. Its product is annotated as ER membrane protein complex subunit 5. The record is from RefSeq and is a predicted model, not a curated record. Gene Ontology annotation, cellular component: EMC complex; early endosome; plasma membrane. NCBI's taxonomy places the organism in Eukaryota, Metazoa, Cnidaria, Anthozoa, Scleractinia, Pocilloporidae.
UCGAGAAAAAAUGGCGGACAGAUUCUAGAAUCGUGGUUAUGUCGAGAGUUUAAUAUGGUGAUCAUUGGUCGUAUUUUAGUCUUUUUUGGCUUGGCUGCUAUAUUGCAUGCUGGCUACUCUGCAGUUCAAUGUCGAACCUAUUACAAGUUGCUGGAAGAAGAAUUUCCUGGCCUGCCUCCCGAUGUGUGCAUCCAGUGUAUCAUAGGGCUGAUCAUAGCCUGCCUAGGUGUGGCUAGAAUGGCUGGAGAAUUUAAAGAAAUCAGAGCAGCUGCUGAAAUGGCCAACAAGAGCUGGGAAUCAUUUGGCAACCGGCCUUCAUUUUACACCUACAGUCAUAGAGGAAAGAACUUAUUUUUAGGAAAUGAAGUAUCUUAUCCGUCGUGUGAUCCUGUACCUUUAUACAACCAUGAAGUAUCUUUGUCGUGAAUUAUACAGACUCUCUGAACUUAAAGAAGCUACUAGGAUUCAAAGAUCGUGGCUUGACUAGCAAUUAUUGGCUCAUGACUUUUCCUCGGAUGCUGCCAACAGACUAGCGGACUCUUAUACAAAGCAACUGAAUGAUGCCAGAAUAUUUUAUUAUGUUAAAACUACAAAUUUGUAUUUGUCAA